Messenger RNA from Nicotiana tabacum (common tobacco), 754 nucleotides. NCBI's taxonomy places the organism in Eukaryota, Viridiplantae, Streptophyta, Magnoliopsida, Solanales, Solanaceae. The record is from RefSeq and is a predicted model, not a curated record.
GCUGAGCCGGUACGAAGCCGAAAAUCGAGGACUUACUAAGGAGAGAGAUGCCUUCAAGCUUUUCAGUGAGCAGAGAGAAGGGGAAGCAAAAGGACUUCGGGAUGAGCUAGAAGAAGCUCAAAAAGAACAAGCUGAUCUGGCCGAGAAGGUCCAGCAAAAGCUCGAUGUGAUCGGACAACUUCGUGAGGAAGUGGACUAAGUGAAAGCAGAGACCGAGGCAUGGAAGAAGAACAUGGACCGCCUUGCCUCAGAAAAGGAAGUUGCCCGAGUUCAACUGGCCUCGACUGAGACCCAACUCUGAAGCUUGAAAGAGAAGGUCUUGGUGCAAGCCAAGAAAAUUGAGGAGUUCCAGUCUCGGUUGGAUUCAGCAACUUCCGAUCGAGAGAGGCUGGCCACAGAACUUGCAGCGGCCAAAUCGGAGGUCGAAAUGACCAAGGUUAAUGAUGAUGCAAUGGUGGCCGUCUACCGGUCCGAUGCUGAAGCUGCUCAGGUUCGAGCAAAGGAGGUUGCCGAAGCUGCUCAGGCUCGAGCAAACUGGGUUGCUGAACAUGCUAAAUGCCAGUCUCGAAGGGAGACUCUCAAGGAGAUCCAUGCUCGUGGCUUCGAUCUUACAGCCGAGAUCGAGAAUGCUAAGGAGCUCGAAGCUGAAGCCAGAGUGUUGGCCUUUCCUGAUGAUGAUGAUUCUGGGAGUAUGAGCGGAUUUGAAAGCGGAGAAGGCCUCGAAAGCGAAGAUGCUUCACCUGGAGAAGACUAA